CUGCCGCUGCUAUUGAAACCUAUCGCCUAUCGCCGCAUCGAGGGCGCAAAAACAAUUGGAAUUUCUGGCGACAUGUGCGAUUCAGCGACAAUGACGUCUCCAGCGGAUCAACGAAAUGUGGAGAUUAAAGCCCAAAUACCAGGUGGAGCCGAGGGCUUCUCUGCGCGCCUGGACAUUGCCCGUCGCCUGACGGGGAGCUCAAAAGCAGAAGAAAUUAAUCAGCGCGAUGUGUUCUUCGAGUCGCCGCUGGGUGGACGUCUCAAGUUGAGAUAUCUACGGGCUCCGGCACGCUCCCAAUUGGUGUUCUAUGAUCGUCCCGAUGUGGCUGGACCAAAGCUAUCCAAAUUCAACAAGAUCGAGAUUGAUGAACCGGAGGUUCUUGAGAAGAUCCUUAGCCAGUCGAAUGGAGCCCUCGGUGUUUUGGCCAAGAAGCGGCAUUUGUUUCUGCAUGGACAGACACGCAUUCAUCUGGAUGAGGUCAAGGAUCUGGGCUAUUUCAUGGAGUUUGAAGUGUGCCUAAAGCCAGAGCAAACGCUGGACGAGGGUCAAGUUAUAGCCGAGGAGCUGGUGCGAGAGUUUGGCAUUGAGGAGAAGGAUCUGAUGACUGGCUCAUACUUUGAUGAGCUUUUAAAGAGGAGCAAGAAGAUGGUGACACCUUAAAGAUGAACGGAAUGUGGGGAUUUAUAAGAUUCAAAGGAAGGGAAGUCCUUAAAAGGCAUUAAUAUCUUAAGAUUUAUAAGAUUUAAUGCAUUUUAUAAAAUAAAAAUCCAAAAAUAACAA
Drosophila kikkawai is the source of this 780-nucleotide messenger RNA. RefSeq lists its product as uncharacterized. NCBI's taxonomy places the organism in Eukaryota, Metazoa, Arthropoda, Insecta, Diptera, Drosophilidae. The record is from RefSeq and is a predicted model, not a curated record.